Thunnus maccoyii (southern bluefin tuna) is the source of this 1473-nucleotide messenger RNA. It is a transcript of the gene c5h15orf40, whose product is annotated as chromosome 5 C15orf40 homolog. The coding region runs from base 104 to 667 and encodes 187 amino acids. Gene Ontology annotation, cellular component: cytoplasm. The transcript has 4 exons. Lineage: Eukaryota; Metazoa; Chordata; Actinopteri; Scombriformes; Scombridae. The record is from RefSeq and is a predicted model, not a curated record.
GUCGGAAGUGGAUAUUUUGAAAAGCGGAAAUCACGAUGUUUACAUUCUGCUCUCUGAUUAAGCUAGCCAUUCAACAGCUAGCAGGCUAACAGGCAGCAGGUAGAUGUUUUCCCGGUCAGGUUUAAUUACAGCCGGUGUUUUUAUAAGGUCACUGAAGUCUUUUCAGCCGUUGGGAGUUGUAACGUUACACCGCUUCUCUGACUUCUGCUGCGGUCGGUUAACCGUCUUGUCCCGGAGCAGACUCCAUCCUCCUCUUCCUCCUCCGCCCGGUGCUCCCCGGGUCAGACGUUACUCCAAAAACACUCAAAUGCCCCAAAAAGCGAAAGCGGCGAAGAAGCAGCCGGCUGCAGCUCAGGCAGAAGCUUCUGGUCCGGUGACUCGAGACAAAAGCGGCGCCGUUGCCAUCACGGUGCACGCGAAGCCUGGCUCCAAACACAGCGGCAUCACAGAAGUUUCUGCAGAGGCGGUGGGAGUCGCCAUCGCAGCGCCUCCUACAGACGGGGAGGCCAACACUGAGCUUAUUCGUUACCUGGCUGAAGUUCUGGGCCUGAAGAAAAGUCACAUAUCUCUGGACAAGGGCUCCAGGUCCAGAGACAAACUCAUCAGAGUGGACUCCUCUCUCAGCCCGGAGGAGGUGCUGCGGAGGCUCAGAGAGGCUGCAGGCUGACAGGAGGACAGAGACAAAACAAUGUGAAGAGUUUGAAUGUUCUCCUGAGACGAAGCAGAGUUGAAAACAUGCCAACAUGAGACUUUUAUUCUUCUGCUAUAUAUGAUAAUAAAAAACAAGUUGUUUUUAUGAAUAUUGAUAUUUAAAUGAACUUACCGAACACACAUACACUGACACGCUGAUCGGGCUUCACAGCUGGACUAGUACGGCUAGUGGGAUGCUUAAAGAACCAGAACAUCACCAUGGAAACGGUCUGAUCCACCGACCAAUCACCAGUGAGCAGAAGGUGUUUCCACGCCUCGAAUCAGAUCAAUCCACACAGUUUCGACCUUUCAAAGUAAAAGUAUCGCGGCAAGAUGUUUUUCGAUGCCUCCCUCCAUCACGCCAAAAAAUCACAUGACCACGCCAAACAACCCUCGUUUUGUCACUCUGUUGUUUUAAGACAGACUUGAAAAACUGUGAACUCGUCCUUUAAAAGUUAUCAGUUUUAAUAGACUUUAUUGAACAAAAUAACAAUAAUGAAAGCAGUAAAACCACUUAUAUUCUGAGUUUUCCAUCAUUUUAAGCCAAUCAUACAAAUACAAUACCAAGAGUUGCUCAGCAGAUGUUUUGUUGCCAUUUGUUUACUAUUAUUAUAUUGAUUCAUUGCUUCAGAAAGCUUUGUUUCCCCCAUUAUUACACAGAUGAAGGUCUCAGAUGUAGACUGGACAUGAUGUUUACAUGUUAGGAGUGUCUGAAGUGACUCACGAAAGUCUUUUUUAAAAUUUUAUGCCUGUUAACUUAUAAUAAACAGAAUAUGAUUUGUG